Messenger RNA from Daphnia pulex (common water flea), 1174 nucleotides. Its product is annotated as troponin C, isoallergen Bla g 6.0101-like. Gene Ontology annotation, molecular function: calcium ion binding; enzyme regulator activity. Lineage: Eukaryota; Metazoa; Arthropoda; Branchiopoda; Diplostraca; Daphniidae. The transcript has 6 exons. The record is from RefSeq and is a predicted model, not a curated record. The coding region runs from base 387 to 842 and encodes 151 amino acids.
CGAGCUGCUGCUGGUGGAAUAAGGGCCUUUUCAACGUGCUCCUCCCGGAAUCAGUACGGCUUUCGCCGUGCUGCUGUUGCCGUUCUCGGUGAUAGAGAAGCCCGACGGACAGCGAGCGGCCUCUUUCUUCUUCCGUGUGAAAACGGCAAUAUACGCGGGCUAGAGGAGCUGUUGCUAAUUUUAGAUGCUUCAUCAGCCCCCCUAUUGGAUGAAUGGACGUGCUCUUCUAUAGCUUCUUCCAGGUUGAAGCGGAAUCGUAGACGUCCUUCCAGAGGUUCCUCCUCUUCUCCGGUCAGUCGUCUAGUUUCCGUUGGCCCGGCGUCGACUCCUCUGACUUGCUCUUCACACUUUUUGUGUCAAUCAGACCUUCAAACUCAUUUUUCGCCAUGGAUGAUCUUGACAAGGAGCAACUAGCCAUGCUGCGGAAGGUGUUCGACAGCUUCGAUCACAACAAGAAGGGUAGCAUUCCUUCCUCCAUGGUGCGAACGAUUUUCAUCGUCAUGGGACACCGUGUCGACGAUCGGAUGCUCAGGGCCAUCAUCGCUGAAGUCGACGCUGACGGCUCUGGCGAAUUGGAAUUCUCCGAGUUUGUGACGCUUGCUGCGCAAUUUCUUGUCGAAGAAGAUGCCGAAGAAAUGCAAAACGAACUGAAGGAAGCUUUCCGUCUUUACGACAAAGAAGGCAACGGAUACAUCACCACAUCUGUUUUGCGGGAAAUUCUUCACGAACUUGAUGACAAGCUAACACCCGACGAUUUGGACGGAAUCAUCGCCGAAAUUGACGAGGACGGCUCAGGAACCAUCGAUUUUGAUGAGUUCAUGGAAAUGAUGACUGGCGAAUAGAUCGAAAAUCUUACAUCAUUAUUAACUCAGCACCCCCAUGUGCACCUCCAUUGGUUUUAUUUCGUUUGCAACCACUCAAUUCUUAUUUGGUCCAGGAUGUUGAGCCAAUACCUCUCUACGCUUUUUAACAUUGAUUGAUUUCCACCGAAUUUCUUCAAUAUUUAUGUAUACAGUGCAAAGUUGUCAACAAACACUGAUAUAUGUAUUGUUCACCAAAAAAUUGGACUUCUCUUUUGAUUUAUUUCGCUAAAAAUACAAAAAUUUCCACUUAACGAGAACUACCAUAUGCGUGUUUUCUGUUGAGUUCCAAUACACUAAUUUGAUUAAACGGA